CGUUCCUCUCGUGCUCUGGGUUUGAAUAGUGUCGCGCGCGACUUCUGUUGGUGACUGCACCCUCGGGAUUUCCACUUUGACCAAGUGCAGAGAAACUCAUGGACACAUUGCAGCAUCAGACUUAUCAAGAUGAAAUUCAUUCUUUGCAAGAAGAGAUUAGACUAUUGGAGCAACAGUCCCAAAAAAGCCACAUUUAUACGGGAUCAUUUCUAAAAACAAUGGAUAUACAACAUGAAAAGUUCACUGUCCAAAAAUCUGAAUCAUGGAAAUGCUCAAGUACUGAUUUAGAAGCACAGAUUGAACAGGCGGAAUCUCAGAUUGCAUUGCUAACUCAGUUAACUGGCAUUGGCUUCACUAAAUGCAUCAUGACAACAAUGGGAAAAGGUGAUGACAAAAUAAAACAAUACAGACUAUCUGGUUAUAGUCAUUCCCUGCAGUUUGACCUUGAAUUUGAACUUAUGGAGGUUCAAGCUGAAGAAAAUAUCAUAACUAGAGUGACAGAACUGAACGUUAUUUUGGAAUCAAAUGAGUUUUGUGAUUUGAGCCGAUUCAUAUCUCGAGCAGAAGAAAAAAACAGCCUCCUCCUACUUUUCAGAACUCUUUCAACCUUUGCAAAAUGGUAUGAGCUCCGCCAAGUCACCUUCAAACAUUUCAAGGACAAGUACCCCAAGAUAAUCAGACUUCCAGAGGGAUCAAACUCUGAAUAUAUGGUACUGGAAUGCUCCAAAGUUCCUGGGAUUGAGCUGAAGAUUUUCUGGAAAAUAUUUGUAAGUGAAGAAGGAGUUGUUGCUCCAGUGCUGGAUCUCUUGACAAAAAUACCAGCAGAGGCACUUGGCUUGGACACAAAGAAAGUUGUGGACAAUGCACCCAACAGCUUUAGAAAACUUAUACGCGUGUUCGGAAUUGAGGCUGCUAUAGACCACUUAAUUAAACUGAUGUGAAAGUCAGUCUAAACUGUGUUUUACAAGAAAAAAAAAGUGAUUUCCAUUUAAGAAAUUAUUUUAUAAAUUUUCUGUAAAUAAAAUCUGAUUGUUACUACAGUCAUAAUCAAUUUUAUUAAUUUACAUGUACUAUUUUGAAAUAUUUUGUACAACAGGACAUGCCACAAAUACAUUUUCAUUUCUCCUAUGGCACUGUCAAGUGAAAAAUAAAUAUAGCAUUUAAAUACAAAUAGCCAAAAAGUAUUUACAAAUACAAGGCAAGUUCUAUUGCAAUUAUACAUAAGACAAGACAAGUCAUCGAUACCACAGUAGUUGUUGAAAUUACCUUUCUUCAAUGUAAACCAUUUUUAGUUAAUUCACAGCCUAUUUCAACUUUCAAAAUCCAUGAAAUACAGUGAGGCAAGAGUAGCCAACCGUCAGAAACAGUGCUAGUUUUAUUUUGUAAAAAUGUAUUGUCACAGAGAACUAAAGACUCAAAAUCUAAAAUUCUCACGUUGCUACAUUUGUAAAGCAUGAACAGAGGGGAGUGCUUUAUUGACAAACAAAAGAAUAAAUUAAAUCUCUGAACUUCAAUAAUAUUACUAAAACUAGGUGGAAUUGUCUGAAAUUUUUCUCUUUAUAAGGCUAUCUGUGCACCAUAGGGCACAAUAUUGUUGUUCAAAGUGAUUGCAAACCAGUUCUUUCAAGUUCUGGUUGUUUUUUGUACCUUUAAUAAUAUUCUCAAGUACCCAAGUUCAAUCGCGGUAGCAGUCACCAUAAGUUAUUCAAAAACCCAUUAACUUUAUCACACAUCAUUCAUAAUGUACCAGCUCCAAUUGCUGUAGUCAACACUAGAUAAAUGUCUUGUUUGACUUAGUCUCAAGGGAUUCAGUACGACAACCAUAGUAGAUUAUCUAUUUUUGAGUAGUAGUUAAGUAGGAAGGAUUUACACAAUUACAAAUUCACAGAUCCAAUUACUUUAUCUUGGAGAUACAAUACAAAGAUUUAAAUUUAAACAUUCUGCUGAAAUCUUGCUUUUUAACUUUACAGUAGUUCUUGGCUAAAAGUGCAAUAUUUUAAGCCAUCAGAAAAUGGGAUCAUAUUUAAAUGCACACCUUUACCAUAUGAAAACAGAGAGAACGGUGUAUGCUGUAAAUCAGGAAGAAAAACAGCAGUUGCUGGAAAAGCUGAGCAGGUGUGGCAGCAUCUGUGAAAUCAGUUUGCGUUUUGGGUCUGGUUCUG
Messenger RNA from Stegostoma tigrinum, 2162 nucleotides. It is a transcript of the gene cenpp, whose product is annotated as centromere protein P. The transcript is spliced from 9 exons. Gene Ontology annotation, biological process: CENP-A containing chromatin assembly. Gene Ontology annotation, cellular component: chromosome, centromeric region; nucleus. The coding region runs from base 99 to 941 and encodes 280 amino acids. The record is from RefSeq and is a predicted model, not a curated record. Lineage: Eukaryota; Metazoa; Chordata; Chondrichthyes; Orectolobiformes; Stegostomatidae.